This is a messenger RNA of Danio rerio (zebrafish), 2624 nucleotides long. It is a transcript of the gene spra, whose product is annotated as sepiapterin reductase a. Gene Ontology annotation, cellular component: cytoplasm. Gene Ontology annotation, molecular function: sepiapterin reductase (NADP+) activity. Gene Ontology annotation, biological process: tetrahydrobiopterin biosynthetic process. The record is from RefSeq and is marked validated. NCBI's taxonomy places the organism in Eukaryota, Metazoa, Chordata, Actinopteri, Cypriniformes, Danionidae.
CUAAUCGAUGCUGAACUCUCCGGUUCUUCGGCAGCUCUUCUCGUCAGUCCUUGGGGAAUCAUGAGCACGGCUUCGGGAUUCGGGAAAGCACUGGUCAUCAUCACCGGGGCAUCCCGGGGCUUCGGCCGAGCUCUGGCUCUGUCGGUGGCGGCACGUGUAUCUCCGGGCUCAGUACUGGUGCUCGCGGCUCGGUCGGAGGAGCAGCUGCUGGAGCUGAAGAGCGCGCUGACCCGCGGGGAGACCGGCCUCACCGUCCGCUGCGUCCCGGUGGAUUUGGGCUGUGAAGCAGGAGUGGAAAAACUCAUUGCCGAGACCAGAGAUAUCCAGCCGGACAUCCAGCACCUGCUGCUCUUCCAUAACGCCGCUUCUCUCGGUGAUGUGUCUCGUUACUGUCGUGAUUUCACCAAUAUGGAAGAGCUGAACUCAUACCUGUCGCUGAAUGUAAGCUCCGCCCUCUGUCUGACGGCGGGAGUCCUCCGCACAUACCCGAAGCGCUCCGGGCUGACCCGCGUCAUCGUGAACAUCAGCUCGCUGUGUGCACUCCGGCCUUUCCCCACCUGGGUUCAGUACUGCAGCGGCAAGGCGGCACGCGACAUGAUGUUCCGCGUCCUCGCAGAGGAGGAGCCGGAGCUCCGAGUGCUGAACUACGCUCCAGGUCCUCUAGACACAGAUAUGCAGCGUGAGGCGCGGAGCAGCUGCGCAGACUCUGAGCUGAGAAACACCUUCAGCCAGAUGCAUGCCAACGGGCAGCUGCUGACCUGCGAUCAGUCCAUUCAGAAGCUGAUGAGCGUGCUGCUGGAGGACAAGUACAGCUCCGGAGAACACCUGGACUACUAUGACCUGUAGAUCGCUGACACGUAAACACACUCACACACAGAAAAGGAGUCUCUCAGACAAACACACACAAUAGGAGACUUUCUCACACACACACAGAAUAGACUCCUAAAACACACACAGAGACAGAACAGGAGUCUCUCGUACAGGAGUCAAGUAAUUGCUAUUAUAUAUAUAUAUAUAUAUAUAAAUAAUUGCUAAUACUUCGCUUGUUUUAAGGAUAAUCUCUCUUCAUUUUGACUCAUUAUUUCUGAAAACAAGACUAUAUUGCUUGCUGGUCUAGAAAAUGCUUCUUGGUUCAAUAAUUAUAUUGAUAUUUUGGACUAGAAACAAGACAGAAACUCAAAAUCGGAAGCAUUUUUCUGCAUUGUAAGCCUUUCAUUUGCAUAUUAUCAGUAAGUGUGAGUCGUGAGUUGCUGCAGAUUUUUGUUUCAGUAUGUUGACAUUUCCAACUAAAACUGAAUAUUAAGUAGGGGCGGAGUUUUAUUUAUAAGCCCCGCCUCUCAUAUUUCACUUGGAGCUAACUGAUAGUUGAAGGGGUGUGGCUAAGCAUAUUUCAGCCAGUCAGAGUGAGACAGUUUCUCCAGAGCAGAUAAUUUAUAUUUAAAUAUUAUCUAAAUAAACUGCUUUACAGAAGGUUAAUUAUUAACCUCAAGACUAACUAUGUGUGCUAGCCAAAUAAACACUCUACAUUUUAAAUUCUUUACUAUUUUGUUACUAAAACAUGAGAUUGUAUGACAAUAGAUAUAUAAUGUGAUUAUUAAUGUAUGAGCACUUACAGUGUGUAUUAAAGGAUUCAGAAUGUUUUACAUUAGUAUGCAUUGAGGAAUCUAUGUAAACAUCAGAGUGUGUUUAUGAUUAAUGAUGAUUAACCCAUGAUUACAGUGCCUUGGUAUUAAAGUGAACUGCAGAUGACUGAGAGUUCUGGACCAAAUAUAUACUGUUUACUGAUUAUAUAUCUGCUGCCUUUCGUUAUAAAAUAAUGACAAAUGCUCUAAAUUUAAAUGAAAGCUUUCGUAAUUCCAGAUGUUGUAUUCAGCAUUUUAUAUUCCUUUUUUAAUUGCCAGCCAAAUACACAAUUGAAGACAAUUAUUAUUAUUUUAAUUAUUUUUCAAAUAUUUCCCCAAGUGCUCUUUAACAGAUUUUUAAGUGAUAUAUUUAAGAACUCGUCUCUAAUAACUGAUUUCUCUUAUCUCAUAGCUCAUAAAAUUAGACUAGAUGUUCUUCAAGACACUGGUAUGCAGCUUAAAGUGACAUUUAAAGGCUUAAUUAGGGUAAAGUUAGGGUAAUUAGGCAAGUCAUUAAAUAACAGUGGUUUGAUCUGGAUCUUUGACAAUCCAACACUAAUUUUGCUGAAGGGGGUUAAAAAUGUUGACCUUAAAACGGGUUUAAACCGCUUUCAUUCUUGCUGAAAUAAAACUAAUCAGACUUUCUCCAAAAGAACAAAUAUUAGAGGAAACACUGUGAACAAUUCCUGAAUCUGUUCAACAUCAUUUGGGGAAUAUUUGAAGAAGAACACAUAUUUCAUAGGAGAGAUAAUAAUUUUGUCUUCAACUGUAGGUAUUCUUAAUAUAUAAUAUCUUAAUAAUACGAAACUUUAUUAAUGUUUUUUAAGAUUUUUCUUUCUAUAAUCAAAGCGUUUUAUGAUGUGUACUUUGAUUCAUUAAAUAUAAUAAUGUAUAAAUUGAUAAUAAUUGUGAAUGUUUGCUGUCAUUAAUGUCCUGUUUGUUCUUUAAUACACUUCUGUAACGUCAGAUGAAUAAAAGCGCUCCUGCGCUGCUUCUCUGUCA